AUGUAUACCAACAACCCUGCUCAAUACUCGUCACCGAUAUUCACAAUGGGUAGCACCACCGUCCUGGAUACCAUUGAACUCGGUCCCUUGGACCAAAUCGCCCCGCGAAUCUACGUGCGAUCGAUCUUCGUCUUCGACCAGGAUGAGAAGUACACCGAGGAGACAAUUACCCAUCUCAAGCUUCGCUUCGAGACUGCUCUUGCCCGCUGGCCCUUCUUGUCAGGCCAAAUUGGCCCAGCCAGCAACAGUCGUCGACCAAACGAACUGGAGCUCACCUACGAUCUGCUUUAUCCCCAGAUCAACAUGGAUCAGCGGCCAGACAUCUUUGCAUAUAGCUCAGUUGAGCACCUUGGAGGUCUCGAUUACCAAUGUCUCAAGAAGCGUGGCAUGCCUCCUUCAUUCAUGGACAAGGACAUCCUGUCCCUCUCUCCUAAUCACCCAAAGCCGGGUAAAUCCUGCCCUCCUGUUACAUUGAAGAUUACAGAGGUUUCUGGAGGAGGUCUCUUUGUCUGCGUUUCUACUCAUCACGCAAUCUUUGACGGCGGUUUCAUCAAGGCGUUUCUUGAGUAUUUUGGCCAGGGCCAUGAUGAAUACCCUGAGCUUGCCUUUCUUGACGAGGCGAUUGAACGUCCGCUCAUGUCCCCUUAUAUCUCCACCAACAUCUCAAAGGCCAUGUUCCCAGAGUACGACUUCAGCCCCAGCAACACCGUCACCAGCACCCACAGCAUUUCAGAGAAGGCCCCCAAAGCAGUCUGUGUACUCUUCAGCAUCCCGAAUGAGAUACUCUCCGAAAUCCACAGCGAAGCCCUCGCUCAUGUACGUGGGAAGCACGGUGAGAAAGCCUUUGUCUCAAAGGCAGACACCCUCUCCGCCAUGAUCUGGGUCCACGUCACCAGAUCCCGCUUCGCCCACCUCUCGGAGCAGGACCACACCUCCUUCACCACCGCCGCAGAUGCUCGCCCCCGUCUAUCUCCUCCUUUCUCCCCUGGGGCAUGGGGCAACGUAUACACACAGACCACCACUGGCCAGAUACCAGUAGGGGACUUAAUUCGAACCUCUAGCUCCGGCAUCCUCUCCUGCGACGCCGUGCCCGCUAUCCUCGACGCCUCCUGGCGCGUUCGCCAGGCUGUCAGCAAGGCGAGCACGCCGGGCUACAUCCCCGCCAGGAUCGCCCUCGCCGCUUCCCAUCCUGACCCCACGAUGGAAGGCAAGGCCUUCAUGAAAGCGCUCCAGCCUGGCCACGCUGGGCUUGGCUGCAGCGUCUGGACGCACAUGGGCGCGGAUGUGGACUUUGGGAUCCCGGGCACGGGGGGUAGGGCUGACUACGUGCGCAAGACGUGGUCUGCCAACGACGGCAGCAUGAAUAUCAUGCAGCGUCGUGGUGUUACCAAGGGCGAUGCUCCUUGGGAGGUCCUUCUUGCUCUGAGGGAGGAUGAUAUGGAGAGGAUCUGUGGGCCCAAUGAGCUUGGUCGCUGGGCGUCUACGUGGUGCGCCUAA
Messenger RNA from Colletotrichum lupini, 1497 nucleotides. RefSeq lists its product as uncharacterized. The transcript has a single exon. The record is from RefSeq and is a predicted model, not a curated record. NCBI's taxonomy places the organism in Eukaryota, Fungi, Ascomycota, Sordariomycetes, Glomerellales, Glomerellaceae. The coding region runs from base 1 to 1497 and encodes 498 amino acids.